AUGUCGGUAGUGUUGAGACGAACAGGCUCAAACAAACGCCAUACGUGGCCACGGACAAAGGUCGACCAGCUCGAAACGAUACCAGAAUCACCACAGACUCUUUCAAGCUCAAAGUUUACCGCUCAAGAGGCGGCUCGGGAUCAAAGGGCAAAAGAUGAACGUCGCUCAGUGGUAUUAGACACCAAAUCAGAUAAAUUUAGCGCGGAAUCUGCCUCGUCCGUCGACAUACAAGCACAGAUGAUCUGGUAUAGCCAUCGCCUCGAAGAAUCGUUACAUGACCGUCAGAGGUUGACCACCAGGAUCAAAGAGCUAGAAGCAGUCUGCAAAAAUCAGGCCAAGGCACAGGAUACUGUGCUGAAAGAUGUCAAAGUUUGGCGGCAAAAUUAUGGUAUUGUGGAGGCUGAACUUGUCGAAGCUGCUCAGGAGAUUGUUGAAGUCAGGGAAUAUGUGAGGGCUCUCGAAACUUCGAAUGCGAACCUGCGAUAUGCUCUGAGUCAAGCCAGGGAAGAGCAGGAAUGCUCACAUCGGACGAGUUGGUGCGGUAGGAUACGGAGGUGCCUGCAGAGAUGCUGGAGUUUUCCACAAAGAUUCCAAGCUGCUGUACACGGCCCGAAGAAGAAUGACAAACGCGUGAAACCUCAUAAAUCAUCACUGCUACAGCCAGAAUCCAGACUUCUAACACCACAUUCGAAUUCGAGCAGAACGAGUAUUCCAGAGUCAGGUAGGUGCUCGCGCAUGGGUGCUCAUCCAGUCACAAUUGUUCCCGACUCUUCACCGUUACGAUCCCUGGUGAACGGCGAGAAAGGUUGA
Lithohypha guttulata is the source of this 810-nucleotide messenger RNA. RefSeq lists its product as uncharacterized. The record is from RefSeq and is a predicted model, not a curated record. The coding region runs from base 1 to 810 and encodes 269 amino acids. The transcript has a single exon. NCBI's taxonomy places the organism in Eukaryota, Fungi, Ascomycota, Eurotiomycetes, Chaetothyriales, Trichomeriaceae.